Messenger RNA from Drosophila persimilis, 2320 nucleotides. RefSeq names its product centromere-associated protein E-like. The record is from RefSeq and is a predicted model, not a curated record. The transcript is spliced from 11 exons. The coding region runs from base 33 to 2174 and encodes 713 amino acids. NCBI's taxonomy places the organism in Eukaryota, Metazoa, Arthropoda, Insecta, Diptera, Drosophilidae.
CGCAUGCAGUGAAGUUAUUACCGAUAUCCAGAAUGUCUACUUAUCCAAGAUACGUCCGACCCACGAAAGCCAGUAAUUUGAGGGCACUAGCCAACAACUUCAGGGCUUCGAACGACCCCGCUCCCAUCAUGCGUAGGUCACGCUCACAAGCACCCGCCCGAUUAGGUGCAUCGGGUAGAACUUAUACGGCCCUUAAUAUUGCGAGUUGCAGUAGGAGCGUUUUCUCCAUGCCAAAUCAAAAAUUAUUCUCGGAGUUGACCUGGGGGUCUCUGCCUGAGAGGUCGACGGAGUCAGAGAAGGGGCAAUCCACGAUGUCGCAGCCAGCCCAACGGCAACUGAGUCUCGUAAAGACGGAUGAUACUCCCGCCGUCGGGACACGAAAAUCUCUCCUGGGGAUCGUUGAGCAAAAUCGACUGCUUACCGUCGAGACGCAGUACCAAAAGCUGCAAUGCCUUCAAUCGGAUUUCGUAGAGUCAUUGAGGUCAUUAGACCUGGAGCAGUCCAAGCUGCUUGGAACGUACAGCUUUGUGACCCUUGUCGUCAACGAGGAUAGCAAGUUGACUGUCAACAAGGAAGACUCGAGCAGUUUGGUCAAAAAUUUGCCGGCCGAUAAUGUGCAAGAUCUGAAGGAACGAUGUCAGGCUGCCGUCGAUUCGGGAUUCAUGAUGCUCUACGAUCACCUUGAGCCCAUCCAGAUGGCCAAGGACGAGUUCGAGGCGUGCAGUCGGAAAGAGCAGCUGAAAGCUAAGCUGAAGGAGCUUCUGAACCGCAAGAUGGAGAGCAUUGUCGAGAAUAUCGAGCAGGUGUGUGUGACACCUGUCGGCCAACAGGUUUCGCCCAACAUUUGUCUGUACCGCGACAUAGACAAGCUGCGGAGGGAGAAACAGCUCUUGGAGGCCCAGCUCUUGCAGAUCAAUAAGGAUCACAAUGAACAGAUGAAUAGACUCAAGGCGGACCUCGAGGGAAAGCUGAAGGCUGGGGAGGAAAACUGGCAGCAGACCUUGCGCGACCUAAAGGAGAGGCUGCGACGCAGCGAGGCACAAAGAAACGAAAACGCAAACCAGCUGGCCAUGCAGAACGCGUCUCUGCAGGCCAAAAACAGCACCAUCGCGGCGGCGAAGGCUGAUAUGGACAAUCUAGUCGCUCGCAAUCAGGAGCUGAAUCAGCUAUUGAAGGGGUCGGAUGGUGCACUGGUCUGGACACGGAAGGAACUCGCGAAGAGCAGGGAGCAUGUAGUUCACCUGGACGCGGAGCUGCAUAAGGGACGGGAGCUCAUAAACCAGCAACAGAAGCGCCUAGAUGUCUUGGACAUCCAACACGCUGGUGUGGAGAAAGAUCAGACCAUAGGUGAUUUGAGGCUUAAGGUACAGAAUCUCCUGCAGCUUAUUAACCUGCACCAAGAGCAAGAGCAAAAUUCUCUGAGGCUGCGGAAGAGGAACAAUGAGCUGGAAACGAUGAUCAGUGAGCUGCAGGAGAAGUUGAAGAUCACAGAAAUCCAGCUGGACGCCAAUGACCAAAGGGAGGAGCAAUUGCACUCGGAUCUGGAAAUCGUGAAGAUGGAGCUGUUCCGAUCCGAGCAGCUAGUGGUCAAGUUGCGGGAGCACUCGAAUCGCGACCGCAAGACGAUAUCCGCGCGCGCCGACGAAAUCAACGAGCUGAAUCAGACAAUAGAUCAACUGUACUUAGAAACUGGCGAGAAGGACACGCAGAUAAAUCAGGUGACGAACCAGCUCUGCUUGAAAGAGGAGCAUCUAGGCCGCGUUUUUGAAAAACUAAAUCACCAGGAGGAGAAGCUCAGGCGCCUGGAGGAGCUUACAAACGUGAGCUCAAGUGACAAUGCUCGCCUCUUGCUGUUGCGAGAUAGGCAGCACGAAAAGAACAUCCAAAUGGACUGGGAGAUUUCUCAACUAAAAGACACCAUUAAGGAACUGAGAGAUUAUAUUUUCAACAAUACACAGCCAGCGGCUGAAGUUCUUGGCUUCCCAGUUGGCGGCUACUCCAUGCAUCCAGAAUAUCUGAAUUUACAGCCGCAGGCGGAGACGCAGGGAAAUUUGGAAUCCACUGUUACAUACCUCGAGCCGCUGAACGGUCAUUUUGUCCAUCAGCACGAUUUGAGCAACCAUCAGCCACAGCAGCGCCACCAUUUUUCCACCAUCGGCUACCAGGACCACUAAGCACUGAGAUCACCAUUAGCAUCACCAGCGUUAUCCGCCACCGGAAACAGACCAGACAAUACGAAAAACGCUCUGAACACUCAUCGGCAAAAUUUAUUGUGAAUUUUUUAGUCAAUACUGUAGAAUAAAUUCGCGUUGUACUUAUA